This is a messenger RNA of Penicillium taxi, 5271 nucleotides long. RefSeq lists its product as uncharacterized. The coding region runs from base 1 to 5271 and encodes 1756 amino acids. Gene Ontology annotation, biological process: mitotic spindle organization; microtubule-based movement. The record is from RefSeq and is a predicted model, not a curated record. Gene Ontology annotation, molecular function: microtubule binding; microtubule motor activity; ATP binding. The transcript is spliced from 5 exons. NCBI's taxonomy places the organism in Eukaryota, Fungi, Ascomycota, Eurotiomycetes, Eurotiales, Aspergillaceae.
AUGACAGCUUCUCCUCCCGCCUCCCCGGGUCCUACCCCACGGCCUAUCAGUGCCGUAAUGCGCACACCACGAAGCCACAGUCGCAUGAGCGUGAGCAGCAAGCAUGGAGGAAGCCGCGCAUCUGACGAAGAUGGCAAGACUGCGGUCAAAGUUGGUAUGUUUAGUUCCCUUGGAAAUGCUCCUGGACCGGCUUGUCAGGCUCGCACAACAGCGGCAGCAGCUGUUCGAGUUCGACCGCCGCUCAAUCCCAAUGAUCCCGGUUACGAGUUGAUUCCCCAGCGAUUUCAGACUUCGAUGGUUCACGUUACUACGCCGACAAGUUUAGCUGUGGACGUACCUCAGGGACGCAAGCUGUUUGUAUUUGAUAGAGUUUUUCCGGAAACUGUUGACCAGGAGGGCAUCUGGGAAUACCUGAGCGAUAGUGUCAGCUCAUUCAUUCAGGGCUACAAUGUUUCGAUCCUGGCCUACGGUCAAUCCGGCGCUGGAAAGUCGUAUACUAUGGGCACGACGGGCCCGAGUGAACAGGAUGGAAACACAGGCAUAAUCCCUCGCGCAGCUCAGCUCCUGUUCGAAAAGUUAGACGGUCCCAAACAUAGUCGCAACGGCUCCGUCCCUAUAAGCGGUCUCCGAACACCGCAGCGAUACUCCAUAUCCUCAGCUUCAAGUUUCGUGAAGCCGAAUGCCGAGAAGGAGAAAGAAAAAACUUGGCAACUGAAGGCCACAUAUGUAGAGAUCUACAACGAGCAACUUCGUGAUCUGCUUCUUCCGGAAUCGACCCCUCACAGUGAUCGUAGCAAUGUUACCAUCCGCGAAGACACCAAAGGACGCAUUAUUUUAACCGGACUACACCAGGUCAACAUCAACUCCCUUGAAGACCUGGUAGCAGCGCUCAACUUCGGAUCCACGAUUCGCCAAACCGAUUCCACUGCCAUAAACGCUAAAUCAUCUCGAUCGCACGCCGUGUUUAGCUUGAACCUCAUUCAGCGCAAGAGCUCAAUAGCACCGCCCACUACACCAGAGAGGAAACGCAUGUCAAUGCCUCUCGAUUCAUUUAUUAGCGGAGAUUCUGUGACCAUGGAUAGCAAGCUUCAUUUCGUCGAUCUUGCGGGUAGUGAACGGCUCAAGAACACGGGGGCUUCGGGUGAGCGCGCUAGAGAGGGUAUUUCCAUCAAUGGUGGUCUUGCAGCACUCGGCAAAGUCAUCUCCCAAUUAUCGUCCCGCCAGGCUGGAUCCCACGUGUCUUACCGCGACUCAAAACUCACUCGCCUGCUUCAGGAUUCACUCGGUGGCAGCGCAAUCACCUACAUGAUUGCAUGUGUCACUCCCGCGGAGUUUCACUUGAGCGAGACAAUCAACACCAUCCAGUAUGCACAGCGAGCUCGGGCUAUUCAGAGCAAGCCUCGAAUCCAACAGGUUACCGAUGACAGUGACAAGCAGGCCAUGAUUGAUCGACUGAAAGCAGAGGUCGCUUUCCUUCGGCAGCAAAUCCGCAACUCUGAAGGCUCUGAGCGCCGUGAAAUAGCAAGCACGGACCGCGGCGAUCGAGACAACGAACGGGAAAUUCAUCUGCAGAACAGAUUGUUGGAUGUUCAAGAGAGCUAUAACGCUCUCACCCUUCGCCAUACUAAAUUAAUCUCCACUCUCACUGGUGAUUCAGAGGCUACCCAAAGCGAGAUUGAGGAUGCCUCGUCUAGGGUUCAUGCACAGGAUUCCGUCGAGCGAAUGAAACGAUCCCGCUCCUUCGCGGACUCCGUGGAGCAGGUCGUUCUCGAGUAUGAGAAAACGAUUCAAAGCUUGGAGGCUUCGUUGUCUGACACCCGAUCUUCCCUGGCUACGAUUGAAAGCUCCUUACUAGAACGCGAGACUAAGUGCACAUACACCGAGACUGUUAAUGCGCAACUUCAAUCCCGCAUUCAAAAAUCUGUGGAUCGUGAGGCUAGUACAGAGACCUAUCUGCGUGAAUUGGAGUCCAAGCUUGAUGGUGCCUCUUCUGGAGAAGAACAACAUGCUACUGUCGUGGCUGAUCUGCGAAAAGAGCUGGCCCGCGCGCGUGCAAAUGAAAGUAGUUGCGAGGAGUACAUUGCUACUUUAGAAGAUCGUCUUGCCGAAGCUAAUUCCGAUAUGGAGCUAAUGCAUCGUGAAGUGAACCGCUUGGAGCUUGUUAUCCGGCGUCAGCGCGGUGUUGGAAACCUAGACGAUCUUCUCCAUGAUCUCGAUCAUCGACACAGAGUCUUACAGGGUGACCAGCAGGCAACGUCCGAUUCCACAAAUGGUGCCUCUCAGCUUGGUUCUCAUUCUCCCUCGCCUGCUCCCGCGCCCAUCAGGAUUCCACACCGCCACACGCCUUCUUUAAAUGUUUUGAAUGAGGCUGUUGAGACCGCCAUUCCGGAGUCCGACGAAGACCUUGCUGAAGGUAUUACUCAGGACGGUGAGGCUGCGCGGGACGGUAAAAAGGGCUCUGAUGAUGAUCUUGAGCUUUUGCAAAUUGCAACUAACAAGCUAGAAGCCCGUCGCUCUGAAGCAAUGCUUGAGCAGCCAGCUACUAGCCCUGCGCAAUCCAAAUUUGUUGCUGACAAACUCGAGUCGGUCAGCCAGGAACUUUAUGAUCUUCGUCUUCACCAUGAAAGUGUCUUGGGUGAUUACGACUCGCUUGAGGCCAAGUAUGAAGAAGCCUUGAAGGCUCUCGCUGAGCUUCGACAGGAUAAAGAGGACGAAUCCAGGCACUCCGUCGUACCCGUGCAAACUCGACCCAUUUCUUUUUUAGAGGAUGCCAACGCUCCGAGCUUGAAGAUUGGAGGACAACCCUUAUCCUCGCAACCACUCUCUUCGGAGUUGUCCUCGGCCGGGGGAUUACCAGCCUUGCGCCUGUCUUCUGAUAUGUCCCUGGCGGAUCAUGGUUCAGAGCCAUUCACUCCUGUCAGCUUUACCUCAAACGGUCAUCAUGACAAUGAGGAUGUUGAAAAGAUGAAGAAGAUGUUGGCAGAGCACCAGGAGGGUGCUAACGCCCUGACUCAGAAGUACACUGAACUCCAGGCCGAACAUGAGGAUAUUCUUGAUCUCGUUGAAAAGCUGAAGGCCGAGGCCGAAGCUCAACGGACCAAGAACAAUUCGCCUACUGCACCUGGCUUCAAGGUGAUCCGACGUAUGACCAGCCAAAAUCUGCUGUCCGGUGUUGACCGUGCCCAACGGUCAAUUAAUUCGCUGCGAAUACUGGCCAAUGAAGAAUUUGCCUCCAAGCCAGAAACUAUGCAGAGCUUCGAUAGCCACUUGGAUGCAACCAUGCACGAGCUGGCCGUCCGACUAGAACGUUUGCAGUCUCUGGAGGCCGAAAACCAGAACGUGAAGAAGGAGAUGGAGAUGAAGACUACCAUCAUCUCGGGUCUGACGCGUGAACGUUCUAGUAUGAGUGGUGCUACGUCAGUGGAUAUGGCUCUUGUGACACAACUUCGUGAUCAGGUUGUAAGCCAAGAGAACCAGCUCAGUGGUCUCCGAGCAGCUCACGAAGCCCGCGAAAAGCAGCUACUAUCUGAAAUCGAGACUCUCAACGGUCUUCUCCAGUCUCAGGAGGUCGCUACCAAGGCCCUGGAUGCUGGAUCUGAGGAGCAGAUCAAGAAGAUUGAUGCUUUGCAGGGAGAACUAACACAGUGGAAGGGAAAGCAUCAUGCUGCUCUAGAAUCCUUGCAGUCCUCAGAGGCUCAUCUCACAAUCACUCUAGCCGAGCUCGAGACUGCACUGGCUUCUGUUGAGGCUAUGCGCUCUGAAGGUGCCGGUAUCGUUGACCAGGAGCUGGAAAUUGAGCGAACCAAGCAACAGGAGCUUGUAAAUAUCUUGAAGAAGACCAUUGAGGAGCACAAGACUACUAUCGCAAAUAAAAAUCAGACUGUCUCUAACUUGGAGCAGUCGCUUUCUGCCGCCCAAGAGCAGCUGGCCGCUCAACUUGCCGAAAAGGAGUCUGGACGCGGCGUCAGCGAUUCCCACAUUCUUGAGCUGGAGCAGGAGAUCGCAUCCCACAAGUCUGCCAUCGACUCACACAAGGCCAAUCUGAAAUCCCUUCGGGACACCCACACCCGGGACUUGGCGGAGUUGGAAGAACAUGCCAAGGCGGCUGCUCAGGCUGACCUUCACUCUUAUCUUUCCGAUAAGGAUGCUCAGCAUGAUCAGGCGAUGGCCUCCUUGCAGAAGGAAAUUGCUGAGUCCCGCGAUGAACUGGUCAAGCUGCUCGCGGCUGUGUCAGUCGUGCUCAAUUCUGAUGUGACCGCUGACACAUUGACCAACCAAAUCCAAGAUGUCUUGGCCCAGAAGCAGCACUUCUCUGAGAAGUACACUGAAUUAAUUGGUAGCCAUGAGGAUCUGCGCAAGCAACUAGACACCGUCAACACACAGGGUGGUGAUCUUGAAGAGUUGUCAAAGAAGAGCGCCACUCAAGAUGCCAAGGUCAAUGAGCUGGCUCUUCUAGUUGCAACACUGGAGGAUUCUAUUCGCCAGAAAGAUGAGCAGAUCAAGAAGAAGGAGCUUCUGGUUGAGGAGAUUUCUGCCGAGAAGGAGAAGAGUGUACGCCUGGUCGAAGAGCUUGAGGAACAGAUCACGAGCAGCUUCGAUCAGCAUCACAACCGUCUGUCUGUCAUCCAACAAGAGCGUGACCAGGCGCUAGAGGAUGCCAAGGCUAGAAUUGUGAUUCUUGAUAAUGAGAUUGAGACGUACAAGGUGCGGAUUGAGCAACUCGAGCUGCAGCUUAAGAACAGCGGAACUCAAGAAGCUUCCCUUGACCGCACCAGCUCCAUGACAUCUAACCUCCGCAAGAGCGCCUCAGCUGCUUCUUUGCCUUCGCCCCCGCCUGCGAUUCCCCUACCUCCCCUCCCUACCAUUCCUCAGGCGAAUGGCACCGGCUCGCCUCCAAGCUCGCGCCAUGCUAGCAAGGAGCUUGUGAGUGCCCAGCUUGCUGAGGACCAAGAGGCCCGCAUCCGUACCAUCGAGAAGCACCUCUAUGCCGAGAAACAGCUCACUGCCACUCUCGAAGAGGCUCUUGGCGACCUCGAAGCCCAGAGUAGCAAGGUCAAGACUGACUGCGAGGCAUGGAAGAAGAAGGCCUGGCAGUUUGAGGAUGAGCUGACUACUCUACGCAAGGAGCGCAACUCUGCUCGACUUUCUCUCCAGGCUGUCGAAGAGGAGCGCAGUGCUCGCAAGGAAGCCGAAGCCGCACGUGCGCAGCUGGAAGAGCGGAUGAACGCCCUUAAUAAAAAGAAGAAGAAGAGUACCCUCAACUGCUUCUAA